Messenger RNA from Mugil cephalus (flathead mullet), 2861 nucleotides. RefSeq names its product phosphatidylinositol 4-kinase type 2 beta (gene pi4k2b). Gene Ontology annotation, biological process: Golgi organization; phosphatidylinositol phosphate biosynthetic process; endosome organization. Bases 171 to 1691 code for a protein of 506 amino acids. The transcript is spliced from 11 exons. Gene Ontology annotation, cellular component: lysosomal membrane; endosome; plasma membrane. The record is from RefSeq and is a predicted model, not a curated record. Gene Ontology annotation, molecular function: 1-phosphatidylinositol 4-kinase activity. Lineage: Eukaryota; Metazoa; Chordata; Actinopteri; Mugiliformes; Mugilidae.
CAGGGCUAAAUAGGAAGCAGAAGAGGUGUACGGAUUAUGUGGACGUAUCGGUGAUCGAAAGCAUCUGCUUUCGAGUAAUUUAUGUACUGUCGGGGAGAAAGGCGUCUUGAAGGGAAGUCCGUGUAAUUAAAUGUACGUGUAAGUGUGUGUGUUAAAAAAAAGCGGUGACAAUGAUGUCAGAAUGCGACCCGACAGAGGCCAGCGAGCCUGUGCUGGACACCGGCGCAACAGCGGUGCCUGUGCUGGAGUCUAACUUUCACUCCAUAGACCCGCCGACGGUGUUAUUUGACAGGUCCCGGAUAGGUUUGGGGCAGGCGGCGAAUCCCGGAGUCGCCGUUCGUAUUUCGGACUCUCGUGAAAGCGUUUUAACCGAGCUGGAGACGGACGGCUCCGGGGAAGAAGCACUGUUGUUGCCGUGCUUAGCAGGAAGCUCGUCUUCCCCGAGGGCUGCACGAGAGAAGCGGAGCAGACGGAGCAGACACAGCUCGUCGUCGGAUAAAGAUACCUUGGCCUCCCCAGGUACUAACAGUGGGGACUUCAACCAUUUCCCUGAAGACCCAGAGUUUGCAGAUAUUAUCCAAAGGGCAGAACAAGCUAUCGAGAGCGGCGUCUUUCCAGAGAGGAUCUCCCAGGGUUCCAGCGGGAGCUACUUUGUUAAAGAUCCAAAAGGGAAAAUCAUUGGUGUUUUCAAGCCAAAGUCAGAGGAGCCUUACGGUCACUUGAACCCAAAAUGGACCAAAUACUUUCACAAGCUCUGCUGUCCUUGUUGCUUUGGCCGAGGCUGCCUGUUACCUAACCAGGGCUACCUGUCAGAGGCGGCCGCUUCUUUGGUUGAUACCAAGCUGGGCCUUGGAGUUGUGCCUAAAACCAAGGUGGUGUAUUUGGCCAGUGAAACGUUCCACUACAAUGCUAUUGACAGAGCAAAGUCCAGAGGGAAGAAGUACGCCUUAGAGAAAGUCCCGAAGGUGGGACGCCGCUUCCAUAGAGUGGGACUGCCCCCCAAGGUGGGCUCGUUUCAGCUGUUUGUGGAGGGCUACCGUGAAGCAGAUCACUGGCUGCGGCGCUUUGAGGCAGAACCUCUACCCGAGAACAUCAGGAAGCAGCUGCAGUCGCAGUUUGAGCGGCUGGUGGUGCUGGACUAUGUCAUCAGAAACACAGAUCGAGGCAAUGACAACUGGUUAAUCAAGUAUGAGACGCCAGGAGAAGGAGGGAGACAAAAUGAUGCAGACUGGCCAGAGAACAGCCCGGACUCCUGCAUCAAGAUCGCAGCCAUCGACAACGGCCUGGCCUUCCCCUUUAAACACCCAGACGAAUGGAGAGCCUACCCGUUCCACUGGGCGUGGCUCCCUCAGGCUAAGGUGGCCUUCUCCCAGGAGACCAGAGAACUGGUGCUGUCCCGCAUCUCCGACAUGAACUUUGUGCAGGACCUCUGUGAGGACCUCUACGAGAUGUUCAAGACAGAUAAAGGGUUUGACAAAACCAUGUUUGAGAGACAGAUGUCUGUUAUGAGAGGACAGGUGUUGAACCUGACCCAGGCGCUGAAGGACGGAAAGAGCCCCAUCCAGCUGGUGCAAAUGCCGCGGGUGGUGGUGGAGCGUAGCCGCUCGGGCGGCCAAGGCCGUGUGGUCACACUGGGCAACGCAUUCACACAAACCUUCCACUGCAAGCGACCCUUUUUCUCCUCUUGGUAGUCAGAAAAGCCCGAGGAGCGUAGCUAAGGAGACACUACUGCAACAACCCUUUUUCUGUGGUGAGGUCAGUGCUGAAACAAGGAAGGAUGAAAUGAGGGAGGAGAUGGGUUUAUCGCAUUGGAAACUGUCCGUUUUUGACCCUGCAAGGAAAAUGAAGAGGGUGACGCUAGUGAUAGGAAAUAAGAUGAAGAUUUUUUUUUGGGGCCGGGAAAUCGAGUUUUGGCUCCUUAUUUAGUGAAGAGAAGCAGAGAAGCGUGGGAGCUGGAGAGAUUAGCAUACCACUGUCUCCUAGAGACACCUUGGGGCUGUUUGUGGUUACCAUGGUGACUUGAUUGGAUAAUGAGCUUUUCCACAGAGGUGGGCUUUUGUUUAUUGUUAGAAAGCAAAAAGGAUUUUUUUUUUUUUACCCACCUAAAGUACCUACUUAAGUCUCAAGGAACGUCUCUUAGCGGGGUAAUGGCCAAAGACCAAGCACUUAAUACCACAUGCUAACAGAUAUGUGGUCCAGUAGUGCUCUGGAAUCCGAAGGACUGCUUUCACAAAUCUCUCCAGAAAGUGAAUACUUCUCUGGACAAAGUCCAAAAAUAUUUGCCUUGUAGGAUAAUUUACUGGAAGUGGUUGACUAGUUCCAGCUGAGUCAAACCGCUCUUCACCCAGUGUUAGUCUCCAGAACCACAUCUGCUGAACAAAUACAAACCCAGUGUCUUCAACUCUCAGUACUGCCAAAAUCUGUUUGUCGAAGGAAAAGCCUCUGGAAAAUAAUUUUGCUGAAACUUGAAUAUGGAGGAGAAGGAGGACUCGGAAUAAAUGCAUUGCUUGAAUGUAAUCUGUUUACGGUUUAUACACAGAUGCAUACUCCUAUACAUUUCAAUACAAGAGAGUGCUGUCAGAAAUAGACUUCACAUAACAAUGAAUGUAUUUGUUGUUUGACAUGUAUUUAACUGCUGGCACGCAGCUUACUCCUGAGCCUCGUGGCACGAGGAAAGAAAAGCUUUCCUCCCAUUUAUAAUUAUAUGAAGACGAAAAACAGAACUGAGGACGAUAUUUCAGACUUCACUCGAUGCCGUUGUGUUUUCUUAUGUAUGCAUCUUGAAAUUUUUAUUCCAACUCAGUGAUUGUACGAGAAAAUUGUAUAUUUAACAGAUUAAAAAAUAAAAAUUGGGAAAUUCA